Delphinapterus leucas (beluga whale) is the source of this 1408-nucleotide messenger RNA. It is a transcript of the gene RND2, whose product is annotated as Rho family GTPase 2. Gene Ontology annotation, molecular function: GTP binding; GTPase activity. NCBI's taxonomy places the organism in Eukaryota, Metazoa, Chordata, Mammalia, Artiodactyla, Monodontidae. The record is from RefSeq and is a predicted model, not a curated record. Gene Ontology annotation, biological process: small GTPase-mediated signal transduction.
AAGGGGGGCCGAGGCCCCGGGCGGGGGCUCGGCGCGGGCCCGAGAGAUGCCGGUGUCGGCGGCCCGAGCGGCUGCAGCUGCAGCGGCGGGGGAGGCGGCAGCGGAGCUCGGGAGGGGGGCUGCGCGGGGGGCCGGCGCGUAGCCGGGACUAUGGAGGGGCAGAGCGGUCGCUGCAAGAUCGUGGUGGUGGGGGACGCGGAGUGCGGCAAGACGGCGCUGCUGCAGGUGUUCGCCAAGGACGCCUACCCCGGGAGUUAUGUCCCCACCGUGUUUGAGAACUACACCGCGAGCUUUGAGAUCGACAAGCGCCGCAUUGAGCUCAACAUGUGGGACACUUCAGGUUCCUCUUACUACGAUAACGUCCGGCCUCUGGCCUAUCCUGAUUCGGAUGCUGUGCUCAUCUGCUUCGACAUUAGCCGCCCAGAAACACUGGACAGUGUCCUCAAGAAGUGGCAAGGGGAGACUCAGGAGUUUUGCCCCAAUGCCAAGGUUGUGCUGGUUGGCUGUAAACUAGACAUGCGGACCGACCUGGCCACACUGAGGGAGCUGUCCAAGCAGAGGCUUAUCCCUGUUACACAUGAACAGGGCACUGUGCUGGCCAAGCAGGUGGGGGCCGUGUCCUACGUGGAGUGCUCCUCCCGGUCCUCUGAGCGCAGCGUCAGAGAUGUCUUCCACGUGGCCACAGUCGCCUCCCUCGGCCGGGGCCAUAGGCAGCUGCGCCGUACUGACUCACGCCGGGGACUUCAGCGAUCUACUCAGCUGGCAGGACGGCCAGACCGGGGAAACGGGAAUGGGACCGGAAACGAGGGCGAGAUACACAAGGAUAGAGCCAAGAGCUGCAACCUCAUGUGAAGGGCCCCGUGGGCAGACUGAGGAGGGAAGGUGUAGGCACAGUUGUCCCCCUGCUGGCCCCCGGCCUCCUGACCUCCUGACUCUGCCUGGGACUUUAGGGUGGGCGAGUGAGCAGUUCUCCUGGGCAGGGAAGCUGGAGGCAGAAGGGUACCGCCAUUCCCCACAUCCUCAUUCAGCUCCUCUCCAAGGCAAGUUGAGGGAACUAGCAGAACAGGCAUCUGGGCUGGGAGCUGGGAUGGGGCCAGGGGGUUGGGGAAGCUGGCAUCAAGCGGUGACCUUGGUUGAGUCUCAGUAUAUGAAGGGUGCCUUCCCUCCCCACCUUCAGUUCCCAUAUCCUGGUCCUGGCUUCCUUCCCCAAGGAAAGUGUCCAUUCUCUGACCUUCCCUCUUCCUCUCCUCUCACUUCUACAGCUAUUCUCACUCAUCCUAACCUCCAGGCAACAUGCACUAAAUUAAAAAGCAAGUUGAGAAGCCUCUCCCCCGAUUUACCCACCAGUCUUAGCUCCCUCCCUCCCUUCCCCCAAGAGUCCCCAAAUAAAGCCCAUGUCCAUGGAAAA